Molecule: messenger RNA, 2458 nt
Organism: Anopheles stephensi (Asian malaria mosquito)
Lineage: Eukaryota; Metazoa; Arthropoda; Insecta; Diptera; Culicidae
Exons: 3
Coding region: 1486-2052 (188 amino acids)
Source: RefSeq, a predicted model, not a curated record
UCUGAUCGGUGCAGUCUAGUUUAAAAUGUAGAUUCCAUUCGCGAAUAAAUCCAGUCCAGAUUGCGUGUUGAGUAGAGAUAUUCCACAGCCUAAAUGAACUUUCCCGUAGUUGACAGAAUGGGUUUCAAACCACAAUCGAACAGACUACCAACGAUUGUCGUUAGUGCAGUGCUUAUACUAGCACUGGCUGUUAUAGAGCUAUAUACUGCACCGGUCUUUGUAAUGUACGAACGAUUCCAUCAAGUAAGUUCCGCCGAAAUCAUCGAUGCAGCUAACUUGCGCAUCGAUCAAUCGGAAGGAAAUUCAAUCGUACACUAACCGUGCUUAAUGGAACGUUUGAGCUGUACCAAGACUUGGAUGAUAGCUACGCCUUCACGUUACGCAUGUCUUACAGUACGCUCGGCAACAAUCAAUUCAUCCGUUCACCGUUCCGUAUACCCAUGCAGAAGGUGUGCACGUUUUUAAACACGACCUACCGCGAGUAUCGAGAGUUUUACCGUGACAUCACAAACUUUCCGGACGCUGGGACCUGCCCAAUGCCGAAGAAGCAGUAUUACAUCAAGAAUAAAGUGUUGGAUUCAAAGAUUAUUAACAAUUACUUUCAGCCCGGGUUGUGGAAAGUGGAGUUUAUGAUACUGAGGGUUGCGGACGAGUAUACAAUGUUCAGCGCUGAGAUACUGUUCAAAGUUUCACGAGAAGAUAUUUUAUGAUUCAGAGAUCCACCGCAUUGUGAAUAAUAUUAAAACAUCAUGAAGCUAGUAUGUAAAAAUUGAAAAGUCAAAACCUUUAAACCUUAAAUACUGUGUAGUGAUUUAAGAGUAAAUUUCAAUCUCUACCAGUCACUCGACUCCAAAACUGAAUUGAAAAGAAUAAGUUGAUAUGCACAUUGUAUUAAGGGAUGUGAUGCAUAGGGUAAGUAGACAUAAUUGUAUUAAAAACCCGGAGGUCACUGUAAGGUAGGUCUCUUUAUACCAUCGGAUUGCCCUUGUCACAAGUUGCAUAUCUGUGCUGUUUUGGUGGGAUUAUUAAUAUUAGCUCUUAUCCAUCUUGUUCAUUCAUAUUUACUUGGUGAUUUGCAUUAUAAUUUUGUUGAUAAUUGUUAUGUACUUGUGUGCUCUUCUUUAUCCUCAGAAAAAGAGGAAUGAUUUUUAUGGAUUUUUAUUUAACAAUCCGGAGCGUAGAAAAGAUAAAAUUUAACAGAAUAAAUAAUUACACUAAUGAUUACUUAAUGUAGGAACAGUUUCAGGAUCCCUCAAGUUUCACGUUAUGCCCAAUGGCCACUUCGUUCUAUAAACCUUUACUUAGCUAGCAUGAAAGCUACAGCCGAUGACUCGCGCUGAUAGAGAGCUGUGUGUGAUACCGGAGCAAAUUAAGUGAUCAACAAGGGCAAAUACGAUAUUGUCUCUUAGCACGAAAACUGUUAUAACUGCAUGUGACGAGCUAACCUUUUUACAGAACUCUUGCGCCGUACCUUCAGUAAGCAAUAUGCACUCGUUUCUGCUCGCCGUAUCAUUCGCCCUAGCACUUUUCCUGAUUGUUCCGGGCGAUGGACUAAUGCGCGUUAUUCUGGACUUUGAUCGAUGGGAAGUGAUCAAUGGAUCAGCGUUCUUCAACAUGGAAAAGUUUCGCGUCCGCAAGUACAACCGUACGCUGUCGGUGAUGAACGGGACCGGUGUGCUGCUGGUCGACCUGGACAAUCGUUACUUGUACGGAGUCAACUUUGCCCGUAGUGCCCAGGGUAACAAUCAGUUCAAUGCUUACCCGAUGAAGCUGGCAUCGAAACCGUUCUGUGACUUUAUCAACGCGUACUACCGCGAGUAUCAGCAUCUGUUUCUUAACUACACCAACCUACCGCUUGUGCCACCGGAAGGGCUGUGUCCGUUCCCGAAAGGAACAUACUGGGCGAAGGAUGCACACUUUGACUCGUCCGUUAUUCCGGUGGUCGUACCGGAAGGGCUGUGGCGCUGUACCACCGAUCUGAUCGAUUCGCUAACUGGGGAGCUUGUCGCCCGCGGUUCUAUGUACGUCCGGCUGAGCAAAGAGCUUGUAUAGAGAACGAGACAAAGCAAAACCGAAUAUAGAACAUUGUGUUUUCAUUGUUUAUUUUAAUGGAGCAAUAAGGCUUGCUCCAGAGUACAGUUAAAUAAUCAGAGUAAUGUGUGAUCAGAUGAUGGGGUAAAUACUGCUUACUCGAGAUAAAUCUUCUGAUAUGUGAGAUCUUCCGUUGCUCCACAAACAAAGUGCGAACUAUGUUCCCUUUUAUUUGCCAUUAUUGUAAACGGUUUGCUUCCGUUUGCCGUUGCGUUUCCUCUUUCGAGGGGAGAUGUUUCGGGAUCCGGUUUACAUCCGCAUUCCCAGACGUUGAAUAAGUGUAAAGGUGAGCGUAAAGAUCGAUCACAGCGAUCAGGGUAUCUGCAAAUUGUUUAUUUAUUGCAAAAAUCAGAAAAAAUAUAAAAAA